Messenger RNA from Astyanax mexicanus (Mexican tetra), 566 nucleotides. It is a transcript of the gene smdt1b, whose product is annotated as single-pass membrane protein with aspartate-rich tail 1b. The transcript has 3 exons. The record is from RefSeq and is a predicted model, not a curated record. Gene Ontology annotation, biological process: mitochondrial calcium ion homeostasis; calcium import into the mitochondrion. The coding region runs from base 25 to 321 and encodes 98 amino acids. Gene Ontology annotation, cellular component: mitochondrial inner membrane; uniplex complex. Lineage: Eukaryota; Metazoa; Chordata; Actinopteri; Characiformes; Acestrorhamphidae.
ACCUGGCAACCCUGUAUAGGAAUCAUGGCGUUGGCAGCGGGUGGGUCGCUGCGCUCAUUCCUCCUCAGGAACGCGGCCAAAUUCAGCCGAACUCCGGCUUUAAAACCCCGCGGAGUGACCGGAUCCGCCCCGGGAAGAACCGCCGUCACCUCCACCUCCGGAGCGGUGCUGCCGAAACCCGACAAGACCCCUUUAGGCCUGACGCGGAUGACUAUGGUGGUGGUCCCAUUCCUUUAUCUUGGCACCUGCAUUAGCAAGAAUUUCGCCGCUCUACUGGAAGAGCAUGAAAUCUUCGUUCCUGAUGACGAUGAUGACGAUUGAACACCAUGUUUAAAGAAUAAAUGAAGAGAUAUUCAUAUUGAAGAUGACGCUAAAGGAGGGAUCAAUGCAAUAUCUUACAUCAACCCAUCUCCUUCUGUUUACACUCCACCGUUCAUCACCUGAUGCCAAAGUUUGCUUUUAGUUAAAGUCGCUUUUUACAGUUAAAUGUGAGGCACACCCUGCUCUGCCUCGCUCGUGUUCGCAUGUACAGUUUUGAUUUUAUGAAAUAAAACUUCAUGACUGUU